AUGGCAGUGGUACUCACAGUGCUGGUGUUAUUCUUAGCAGGUUUUGUUGCUGGAUUUAUACUGUUGGUCAUGGGGGCGAUUAAUUUUGAUUUUUCCAACUCAGAAAUUCCUCCUGGAGUGAACCAGCCUGCAAAGCUCCGAAUCAUUCAUAUAAUUUUAAUAAGCACAGCUGUGGUGGGAAAGAUUUUGGAAAACAUUGGCAUCUGCACCCAGGUGAGCUUUGUCCGGUACAUGCAAGGCAGAAAGACCCUGGGAGUGGACCCAAAGCUCUUCAUCAAGGAUCUGUGGUUUGAGAAGGUGCCUGUAAGGAUUUACCAGCCUAAGGCUCUGUCUGCCAGCCAGAGGAGAGGUGUUAUGUUUUUCCAUGGAGGAGGAUGGGUAUUUGGAAGUAUUGAGACCCACGAAAAGCUGUGUCGCUCUAUUGCCAGAGACAGUGACUCCGUGGUUGUAUCUGUGGGGUACCGUCUGGCCCCUGAGCACAAAUACCCCGCUGCCUACGAAGACUGCCUGAACGCCACCCAGCACUUCCUGCACCGCCUGGAGCACUACGGCGUGGACCCUGCCCGGGUCACUGUCUGUGGGGACAGUGCUGGGGGCAACCUGGCAGCUGCUGUGAGCCAGACCCUUGCAGGCAGGUCAGACCUCCCCAAACUGCGUGCUCAGAUCCUGCUCUACCCGGGCCUUCAGGCCCUGGACUUCAAUUUACCGUCUUAUCAACAGAACCGGGGAGUCCCUUUGUUAUUCCGAGAACGUGCUGCUUUCUAUGUAUUACAGUAUCUAAAUGGGAAUGCAACGAAUCUGGAAGAGGUCUUGGAAGGUUCCCAUAUUCCUAUAGACAUUAAAUUAAACUACCAAAAGUGGGUGAGUCCAGACAACAUCCCCGAGAAAUUUAAGGUCAGAGGCUACAAGCCGCGUGUGCUGCUUGACUGUACAACUGAAGUUUUUGAGAAGGUGAAGAGAUUCUGUGAGCCCAACCUGUGCCCUCUGCUGGCUGCAGACACAAUUCUUCAGCAGCUGCCAGAAUCUUUCAUCCUGACCUGUGAGUACGACGUGCUGCGGGACGACGGCUUGUUGUACAAGAAGAGGCUGGAGGACAACGGUGUCCGGGUGACCUGGUGCCACCUCGAGGAUGGAUUCCAUGGAAUCAUAAACUCCUUUGGUAGCGACUGGCUGUCAUUUCCAUCUGGAAAAAGGGGUCUUGACAACGUUAUAAACUUUCUGAAAAGCUUAUAGCGACAUUUUUCUUCGUUCCUGUAAGAAUUGCCAAAUU
Messenger RNA from Pipra filicauda (Wire-tailed manakin), 1270 nucleotides. Its product is annotated as arylacetamide deacetylase-like 4. The record is from RefSeq and is a predicted model, not a curated record. The coding region runs from base 1 to 1233 and encodes 410 amino acids. NCBI's taxonomy places the organism in Eukaryota, Metazoa, Chordata, Aves, Passeriformes, Pipridae. The transcript is spliced from 4 exons. Gene Ontology annotation, cellular component: membrane. Gene Ontology annotation, molecular function: carboxylic ester hydrolase activity.